Messenger RNA from Funneliformis caledonium, 757 nucleotides. The record is from the annotation of a GenBank genome assembly. Lineage: Eukaryota; Fungi; Glomeromycota; Glomeromycetes; Glomerales; Glomeraceae.
AUGACAUUUCUUUCUCAUGGGAAUCUUUUUCAACAAAGGGAAGAGUUAGAAAAUGCGGUUUUCUUGGCCCAUUCUCUAAAUCGAACUCUAAUUAUUCCUCCCAUUAUAUUGGGAUUAAAUAUUGGAUUCACUAAUUCCCAAGCAUUACGUCAAAAGUUAGAUACACUUCGCGUGGAUAAACACGAAUCAGAAUGCUUUAAUAAAAUCAAAAUUCCUGAACAAAAAGAAACGAAAUAUGAAAUCGAUCUGAAUUGUUUGAAUGGAUUUGAUUCUUACUCUUUAUUACGUUGGGAUUCCUUAUUCAACUUGAAUUUGAUUAAACAGAAAAUUCACAUAUCACACAGGAGAGAUUUUGAUCAGAUUAAACUUGAAAAAAUGUUAAACGUUACGAAUUCAAAACAAAAUGUCUGUGAAUUAACGAAAAUAUCAUUGGAUUCUAUUCGUUCGCGUAAAGAGAAACUGAUAUCCUUCGAUUGCUUAUCAGGCAAAGGGUUAAUCGAUAAAGGUUCAGCUCAAGAUCAAAUAUUUUGGGAUAAGAUAGAUGAAUCUCUCACACUAAAUAAUCCUGUUGUACUAGAUGCCUCCAAAAAGAUCGUUCAAAGGUUAGGAGGGAAAAGAAAUUAUGUUGGUGUACACGCGAGAUUUCAUUCUACAUCAUAUUCCAAAAAAUUUAUACAAAAAUCUUUUACAAGGUUAACGUUGACCUUAAAGAAUUACCUCAACGAGAUUCCUCAAGGGACAUCAAACGAUUUAUGUA